Insectozyma verbasci is the source of this 342-nucleotide messenger RNA. The record is from the annotation of a GenBank genome assembly. Lineage: Eukaryota; Fungi; Ascomycota; Pichiomycetes; Serinales; Debaryomycetaceae.
AUGAUUGCCAAUUCAACUCAAAUUUCAAAUAGAAUGUUUAGAUCUCAAAGAUUUAUCAUUAUGAUAAUAUUAGCUUUUUUUUCAUUAAUGUUAAUUAUUACAGCUUUAUCUGGUCAUCAUGAAAAAGUUGUUAAUUCGGUUAAACAAUUUUCAACAAAAGCAAGUGAUUCAUUAAGUCAAUAUACUAAUCCAUUUGGUGGUAAGGAAGAUUUAGAAAUGGAAAAAGCAGCAGAACAAGAAGAAGAAGCUGAAGAAGAAGCAAAAUUAAAACAAGAAAGUCAAGAGACAAAUAAACAAUUGGAAAAUAGUAAUGAACAACCGGGAUCUGAGGUUGAUCAAUAA